Messenger RNA from Aspergillus pseudotamarii, 1923 nucleotides. RefSeq lists its product as uncharacterized. Gene Ontology annotation, molecular function: ribonuclease III activity. The transcript has 4 exons. The record is from RefSeq and is a predicted model, not a curated record. Bases 1 to 1923 code for a protein of 640 amino acids. Lineage: Eukaryota; Fungi; Ascomycota; Eurotiomycetes; Eurotiales; Aspergillaceae. Gene Ontology annotation, biological process: RNA processing.
AUGGCUUCCCCCGAUCAGGUUCAAGAAGUGGAGUCCAUCAUUCAACAUAACUUCACCAACAAAAGCUACCUACGUCAAGCCCUCACUGCUGCGGGUGUGGAAAGUGAGAACCACGAGGGGAAUAGACAGCUAGCGCAAGUUGGCGCCUCCUGGGUGGACACGGUGCUCAACAUAGUUUUCAUGCGCAUGGGUACAAGCAAAGAGCAUAAGGCAAAGUUGAGACUGGAGUUCACCAAGAAGGACCACUUUGUUCUUGCCGCUAAACAGAGCGGCAUCAGCAAGUGCAUCCAGUACUCUUGUCGAUCGGGGUUCGAGUCGGCGACGGUGCUUCGCAAUACAAUGAAUGCGAUUGUUGCAGCUGUCCUCCUAGAUACUAAUGCCGGUAGUAUUUCAGCGACACUGUUUGUUCUAUCCCGCAUCUUCAAGAGGCCGGGUCGGCAGUUGCUCGAGACUUGCUCAGAGGCAACUAUUGAAGCUGUAUCUGCUGUCGCAGACGCUGCUGCCCUAAGUGCAAAAAGCCAAUGUCCUAGUGUAGGGUCGGGUCUACCCGUCGAAUCAUUACCGAUUGAUCGGUCAUCGCAGGUCAUGGCCGGGUUAGAACACCCUCAAAUGCUUAUUUCCCCUGUUCAUAGCAGCUUAUAUGCCCCGGCAUUUCCAAUGUUUCGCUGCGAUGAUUCUUUGGCGAUGAUUCAAAACACUGGGGAUAGCGCUGGGAACAUACCCCCCAUAUACGACCCAGGGGUAUCGAUGAACAUCUCUACUCUGGAUAUCACAAAUGACCCAAAUAUGUUAGCCGCUUUUGACAUAUCAUGGAUAGAUCCUACCUUUGGUGGUAACAUUGUUUCAGAGUUGCCAAGUCUUAGCAACGACCCCCCGAGUGACCCUCAGUACGCGACAUUUCCAGUGCCUUCUGCCAUCCCAUAUGAAGCGCCGAGUUCACGUACCACUGAGCCCAAGAGACCUGGUGAUACCGGGAGAAACGACCAGAAGGGGAGAAAGCGGGCCAAACGUACAAGAUACUUUCACAUUAAUCAUGAACUCCAAGAUUUCCUAGCCAACGAGAAAACAAAAUGUGAAUCGCAAAGCUUGCCGCCUCCAGAGGCCACAUACUUUAAGCCAGAAAUCCACAAACAGCUGAUUAAAUCAGAAAAAGGAUUGUGUGAGGCCUUUGUAGGUCUGUUGAUCACUAUCGCAAGUCCCCAUACAAUAAUUGCGCUUGGCCGGAUGGUACAAAAAGCAAGACACCAUGACAGGCUUCAAUCGUGUCGUCUACGAGACACCCUUCUGCAACACAGACUUACUUUAAUUGAGCACUUGGAACAGGAGGCGGGCAUCAUUCAGAUUAUGAGUUGGUACCAUAUUAUUGAAAUUUUCCGAGGUUGUGGCGGUCAUAAUACCUCUUCUAGCACCGGCUAUGUUCAUUGCACAUCAGAUACGUUCAGAAAACCUCAGAGGACUCUGGGAAACCCGAGGAAUAAAGACGAGAGUAUGGUUACCCAAACCAUGCUGGCGGAAAUCUUUCCAGAUCUGAAACCGGGUACAGAGAUCUAUCAAAGCCAACUAAAAAAAUUCAACCGGCUCCGCAAAGUCGGCAAGCGUCUUCAUAUGUUAACGGAGACCUUCGGCCAGGGAAUUCUGGGACUGAUUUUAGACAAUGAACUCGGUGGUCGGCUGGGUACUAAUGUUUCAGACAUAAUGUUCUGGAAGCCCACGGAGGAAGAGUUCCAUCUCUUUGUUCGUCUUCUCAACAAGUCGCAGGGCGAGCUUCUCCGUACAUUCAGCAAUGCUGCUUGGACUAUUCUAGAGCCUCUUCUCUGCUGCAGUUUGCUAGAAAUGGGAAUAUUUCCCAUCGAGCAAAUGAGCCCAGAAGAGAUUUUAAGGCAUCCUAAAGGCUCUCCGGGGCUGUUGGCUUGUAUCCAGUGA